Molecule: messenger RNA, 1969 nt
Organism: Tarenaya hassleriana
Lineage: Eukaryota; Viridiplantae; Streptophyta; Magnoliopsida; Brassicales; Cleomaceae
Product: cyclic dof factor 2
Exons: 2
Coding region: 79-1506 (475 amino acids)
Biological process (GO): regulation of DNA-templated transcription
Molecular function (GO): DNA binding; DNA-binding transcription factor activity
Source: RefSeq, a predicted model, not a curated record
CAGUCGUCCCUCUCUCUCUCUUUACAAAGUUUGUACUUUUCGAUUUUUUCUCGCAGCGAGAGGGAGAGAAGUGGAAAAAUGUCAGACCCGGCGAUCAAGCUGUUCGGGAAGACGAUUCCGUUGCCGGAGAUUGCUGCUUCGCCGUCUGGUGCCGUUUCCAGUUCCGGCGGAGGAGGAUUAAUCGAUCGCCGUGAUCAGGAUCCUGCUUCGGUGCCAGAUUCGUCUGUCGGAGAAGACAACACGACCGAUGACGGCUGUGACGACGGCGGCGGAGGUGGAGGUAACGGUGGUUGCGGGGGCGAGGAGAGGGAGAGUGAAAAGGAAAUGCAGGAGGAGAACAUUAAUGGCCGUGGAGAAGAGCAUGGUGGAGAGUCCUCUAUCCAGGAAUCUGGUGCUACUUCUGGUAAAUCGGGGCUUACUGACAGAAUGGAGACUCCGAAAGCUCAAGCUGGAAAAGCAGAGGAAGAGUCGCAGAACGAGACGGGUGCUUCUUCUCAGGAGACAAAGUUAAAGAAACCCGACAAGAUUCUGCCUUGCCCACGUUGCAACAGCAUGGACACUAAGUUCUGCUACUACAACAACUACAAUGUUAACCAACCCCGCCACUUCUGUAAGAACUGCCAGAGAUAUUGGACAGCUGGUGGGACGAUGAGGAAUGUUCCUGUGGGGGCUGGGCGCCGUAAGAACAAGAACUCAGCUUCUCACUUCAACCGCCAUGUGAGCAUAUCUGCUGAAGCCAUGCAGAAGCCAAGAACUGAACUUCACCAUCCGAACGGUACCCAUCUCCUCACAUUUGGCUCGGAUCAACUCCUCUGUGAAUCCAUGGCUUCUGGUUUGAACCUUGCUGAUAAAGCAAUGCUAAAGACAAGAAAUGGGUUCCAUGAACCAGCUGAAGGCUUGAAGAUUCAAAUCCCCUAUGAAAAUAACGUGAAUUCAUCUUCAAACCCGCCAAGUGAGGAGGCAGGAGCGAGCGGCUCAAUGCCGAAAGUUCCAUGCUUUCCGGCACCUCCACCAUGGCCUUAUUCCUGGAACGGAGUUCCAUGGACAGUUUUACCAUUUUACCCACCGCCCACGUACUGGAGCUGUCCGGGGGCUCCACCAGUCACAUGGAACGGAUUUCCGUGGAUGGCUCAGCCAAAUUCACCAUCUGGGUCUGGUCCAAAUUCUCCAACACUAGGCAAACAUUCACGGGACGAGAACACGGCCGAACCAGGAACCAGUUCCAAGGAAACCGAGCCAUCAACGAAAGAGAAGAGCAAUCCCGAAAGAUAUCUAUGGGUUCCAAAAACGUUGAGGAUCGACGAUCCAGAGGAAGCAGCCAAGAGCUCGAUCUGGGAAACACUAGGGAUCAAGAACGACGAAAAGGGGGAAACUUUCAGGGCAUUCAGAUCAAAGAAGGAAAAAGGUGCUCGAGCCAAGGAAAACCCUUCAUCGCCUCCGGUGCCAGUGUUGCAAGCCAAUCCGGCGGCCAUGUCAAGGUCGAUGAACUUCCAUGAGAGAUCGUAACUGAGGGGAAAGGUGCGUAAGAAAGAAGACAGAGACAUCUUAGCUAAGAAACGUAGCAGCUGAUUUGAUUGUUUUGAGUGCUCGUCUUGUGUCCUAAGGAAGCAGGUGAGUUCUUUUUCUUGUACAUAUAUGCUUAGCUAUACACACACGCUCACACACUGCACGCACACAUAUAUGCGUAUGUAUUUGUGUGAUACACACAUACAUACGCAUAUAUAUAUAUAUACGGUUGACAUAGAGGGAGUUUUGGUUUGCAGAUUGAUAGUUUGUUAUUGUACCAUAAAAGGAAAACCCCAAAUUGUGGUAGAAUAAAGUAUUUGGGGUGGCCGACCAUAAUUGGUGAAUUUUGUUCCCAUUGGUAUGGCUGGUGGAAGAACUAUGUGAGAAAUGCAAUAUUCUUAAUUUAUUGUCGUUGGAUUAAUUUUAUCUGUAAUAUUUUAAUCUAAUAAUUCAAGGUUGGAAA